UAAUUUAUAUGGUAGCAAGUUGUUGACAAAUGGCGACAGUAUUUUUUCUUUGAGGAAACUGUGAUAUAUAGUCAGGAACAGCCUAUUGUAGAAAGAAGAUUUGUCUUAAACAAAAUGGGAGAGUUACAAGGAGAUAUGUUGACAGAUGAUAAUACAAAUGUAUUACAUCAAACCUUCAAACAGUAUGACAGACUUGGUAAAGGAGAAUUAGCUCCUCAUGAAAUACAAAGUUUACAUGGUGACAUCAGAAUGGGUGGUAUUAGCUAUCCACAGGUUCUUGCCAGUAUGAAGUAUGUUUGUGCUACACAUGAUACAUGCACUGAGGAUGAACUGUUUAACCUCCUACAGGAAAUGGACCGCAGGUUCUUCUUGCUGCAAGAUCUCCGCUGGGAAUUUUCCUUGUUGGAUCGGGAUCAGCGUGACACUAUAACCAUUGAACAGGCUAGGUGGAUGGUGCAAGCUGUUCAUGGAAAGAAUUUUUCGAAGAGAAAAUGGGCAGACUUUUUACGCAAGCGAGCCAUUCCUGGUACAAGGGUAGCAUUUCAGGAGAUUGAGGUACUGCUGUGCAAUGUGAAGAGCAGUUUAGAUGUUCUCAAAGAUAGAGAAGAUGAGGAGAGAGAAAGGAGAGAAGGCAAAAUACCCAGUCGGUCAGAGCGUGAAGAGAGAGAAAGAUUAGCUGAGGAGGAAGCUUUAAUGGAGAAAGAAAGACAAAGAAGAUUGAGAGAAGAAGAAAGAAGAAGGAAAGAAGAGACACAUGAAGGUGAUGUUAUAGCUAUAGAGGAUGACGUGGGUAAACUUGAGGAGCUUCAGAGGCAUGACGAUGAGGCAAGAAGAAGAAUGAUGGAGGAAGAAGAGGAGCGUAGGAGAUUGCAACGCCAGAAAGAAGAAGAGGAGAGGCUAUUGGAGGAGCAGAGGCUGCGUGAGUUGGAGGAGGAAGAGGCACGGAGGAGACAAGAUGAGAUGGAGAAAUACAAAGAUGCUGAAAAAAUACUUGAGGAUACUCAUGAGAAAGAAAAAGAUCUUGAGGAGCAGUUGCGUAUUGUACGUGAGAAACUGAAAGUGGAGACAGAUGAAAGGAAGAGGAAAGAAUUGGAGGAGGAAGAACAGAGGCUUCUUAAACUGUUAUAUGAUUUGAAGCACAAGAGGUUAAGAUAUAACCUGAAGGUAGCUAUCAAGGAGAAGGAUAAAUAUAAACUACAGUAUUCUAUAACUGAGUUUAAAACAGAGAAAGUUGAAGAUGUUGACAUGGACCUCGAGAAAGCUGAGAAACUCUUGAGAGAGAUAACAUCUAGAGACAAUUUGAGGAAAGCUAUGUCACGCAGAGAGAUAGAAGAGUUAGAGAAGGCCAUCAACAUUAUAAAGAAGAAUGGUCUAGAAAUACAGCUGGCACGAGAGCUUCGUGACGCUUACGAGAUUCUUACACGUCUACGCAAGAUUCAGCGUAUCCGCUCUGAGAUCUUGGAGCUGAAACAGUCAACUGUAGCUGAGAUAAGGAGUUACCAGAAACCUCCACCUGUUGUUCAUACAGUCAUGACUGCUACAUUCCUAAUACUAGGUCAUCAAGAGAAAGAAACAAAGGAUUGGAAGAAUGUUCAAGCACUUGUGGGUAAGACAGGUAAGGAAGGUUUAAAGAGGCGUUGUUUGGAGUGUAAUGCAGCUAAGAUAUCAACUGCUGCAGCAUCUCGAGCCAAGGAACUUCUAGAUAAACAGGAACUUGAUGAAGUGAGAGAUGUAUCUGCUGGGGCUGCAACUUUCUAUGUGUUUUCUGUUGCAAUGGUAGAGGAAUGUAUUGAUCUAGCAGAAAGGGGUCCAAUAGAGCAAGAAGAUACCGACAUUCCUGCAGCCGCAGCCAAACCUAAAAUUGAUCCAACCAAGAUGGUGGUUAGCCGAUCCAAACAAAUGGUUACAACAUCUGGACCUAGAGCCCGCAGUAAAACACCUACCAGGAAGAAAUAGAAUCAAAAAUCUUGUAGAUUAUGAAUGGUGUAACUUUGCAAGAAGGGGAAUAACCUUGUACAGAAUCAAAUUGUUGUAACUACUCAACAUUGCUUUUUUUAAAAUUUUCAUUUGUUUGUUUUUCUUCUAUAUUUGAUUAUUUUGUUGUUUUUUAUGCCAAGUGUUAUUGGUUUAUUAUUUGUAUAUUUGUAAUAUGAACUAUCAUUUUUAGUGACUUGACAGUCCAUCAUACUGUUCUAUAAUGUUUCUCAAAUGUUUUAUUUUAUUCAUAUGUUUUCUUUAUUGAUUAUGCUUAACCUGUUGCUUUUUCUCUUACAAAAAUGUAGAUUAUUCAACAAACAUCUUUGUUUAUUAUUAUUAACAAGUUUUUUAUUUGCAUUUAUUUAUUGUAAGAUUUACAUGACAAUCAUUUGUGUGUGACUGAAAAACUAUAUAAAUGACACUAAAACCAAAUCAAAACAUUUAUACAUGUGUUUUUAGUUUAUGACCAAGUUUAAAAUUAAAUAUCCAACAGUAGGCCUAUUAGGUUUUAUUAUUUAUUAUUAGGUAGACUUUUUAUAAAUGUACAGAAGAGCUGAAAAACAUUCAGUUUUCAAGUCAGAAGAUUGUUAUGAUGGGUUACAAAGAUGAAGCAUUUAAUAAUUAAUAGUGUCAUAGUUUAAGUGAGCCGGGAUAAAUGCAGUGACCAGUGUCAGAAUGAUAAUUGUGUCUUUUAACAAACAUAAAGCUAUUAUCAUUUUGCGUUAACUUAGAACACAUUAAUUUUGCCUAUUUCCUGGUCUAUGUUAAAAAUUAUGUAUUUUUUAUAAUCCUAAAGCAGAAAAAAAUGACUAUCAUCAAAUAUAUAUAGACAUGUGUCAGUCAUAUUUAAGAAUUGAUUUGAUUUUGUAUUGUAUUUACAUGUUGUUAUUUGUGUGCACUUAUAUAUAAUGUAUAUGCAUUUAUACAUAUGCAUAAAAGCAUUUAAUGUUUACUGUACCUGCUGGCAGGAGUCCAUGUUAUCUUUUUAUUUAUAAUGUACGUAAUGAAACAAAAUUAUUAUAUUUUUACAUAA
Messenger RNA from Ruditapes philippinarum (Manila clam), 3010 nucleotides. Its product is annotated as trichohyalin-like. NCBI's taxonomy places the organism in Eukaryota, Metazoa, Mollusca, Bivalvia, Venerida, Veneridae. The coding region runs from base 115 to 1956 and encodes 613 amino acids. The record is from RefSeq and is a predicted model, not a curated record. The transcript has 15 exons.